Molecule: messenger RNA, 4168 nt
Organism: Anopheles moucheti
Lineage: Eukaryota; Metazoa; Arthropoda; Insecta; Diptera; Culicidae
Product: F-box/LRR-repeat protein 20-like
Exons: 10
Coding region: 1329-2690 (453 amino acids)
Biological process (GO): SCF-dependent proteasomal ubiquitin-dependent protein catabolic process
Cellular component (GO): SCF ubiquitin ligase complex
Molecular function (GO): protein binding
Source: RefSeq, a predicted model, not a curated record
UUGUUCAACUACGCACGGGAAACAAAUAGCGGCUGCCCCGUUGCGAAUGUGUAUGUGCAGUUGAUAGUGUGUUGUUGUGUCGUUUACCACGGUUUGCGUAUAUCUGAUACUUUUUGUUGUUGUUGUUGCUAAUCAUGAAACAGAUGACGGCCUACUACCGCUCUUAAGUCCGUCUGAUCAGAAUACGAUUCAACAGUGCUUGCAGCAGUUGAAGUGGUGUCAUUCUUUUCCAAACCUUGGGGCAUCCCCAUUCGCUGUAUGUCCGGAAUGUGUGCAGUGUCUAGGUAGUGUGCCGCAACAAUCAGGAAGGAACGGUAGACACCAUACUGCUGCAGGUUCAUUCCGGUACGUUGGAAGAGUUUGCAGAACUGAAGCAAGUGAUCGGAUGUGUGAAAUUUCUUACUUAAACGAUUACUAAGUUAAUGUCGUUUUUUUUUUCAGUGAACAUUAAGAAAGUGAUGCAAGUGCUUCUUCUCAGCAGCGUAUGAAAUGCAGCAGAGGACUGUUUGAUCCACUUGUUAGUUGUCCAACGCUGGUGUGCAGGCCAGGAAUAGUUUGUUAGUGAAAUUGGCCAUCUAGUGUGCAUCGACACUGCGUAUUCGUGUGUAUCGGGAAGCAGUGUGAAGGGUGUACGCGUGUGUGUGUGUGUGCAUACGUGUGCGUGAGGCGCGCGUGUAUCAUCCGUUCGAAGUCGCGGACAAACAAAGGAAAGUGCUCCCGAAGUGUCGAUACUCGGUAGAGGCAUCCCCGUUCCGGUAAAAAGCCCCACCAACACCACGCCGGAAUUGGAAUCGCUCGUGUGCGUUCUCAAUUAUAUACUGGGGACGAAUCCAGCCCCAAUUCAUCGGAAGGGCGUCUAGGAACAGGGCGUUCAAUUCCAGCCUUGGCUGUUGGUAACAUUCGUUCGCCUUUUUUCAACAGUUGGAUUCAUCACACAUGCACUGUCUCUUCUAGCCCUGCCCUCGCUCCCGAUUGCAGUGGAGUUCACCUUUUCCCUUGAACCCUCCAGCCGAUCGAGUAGUGGUGCUCUUGUUUGUGUUGGUUGGUGCUGUGCCGUGACGUUUGUUGCCUCUUUGUUGGUUGGGCGAGACGUUUCUAGUGCGUAGUUCCUUAGCUUAGCUGCCUUCCGCUGGAGAGCAGUGCCGGAAAACGAAUUUACGAAUAUUAGUGCUUAGAUUACGUGUGUCGACCAGCGUGAAGGGAGAACAGAGAAGGCAGUCACCACAGUGAAAAGGAAAGGUAACGAGCAACAACGACGAUAACAAACGACAACAACGACAUUCCUACCAACAAAGUUCCGUCGUAGCAAGUGAGUCCGAACACGGACGAUGACGGCGCGGAACGGGGAAAGGGAAAAGGGCUCCGGCAAGGAGCCCAGCGACAAGACGAACCACAGCCAGCUGGUUCGCAACCGAUUUGAGGUAAGCAUAACUCUCCCGGAUGAUGAGAUCUCGCGGAAACUACCAAAGGAAAUAUUGCUUCGCAUUUUAUCAUACCUUGACGUAACUUCGCUGUGCCGCUGUGGACAGGUGUCCCGGUACUGGAACAUGCUUGCGCUGGAUGGUUCCAACUGGCAGAAAAUAGAUCUUUUCGAUUUUCAGCGUGACAUUGAGGGUCCAGUGAUCGAAAACAUUUCACAGCGUUGUGGCGGCUUUCUGAAGUAUCUGAGGCUGCGCGGAUGUCAAUCGGUCGGUAGCCACUCUAUUCGUACCCUCGCCAACUACUGCCAUAACAUCGAGCAUCUCGAUCUGUCCGAGUGCAAAAAGAUCAGUGACGUUGCCAUACAACAGCUCAGCAAGAACUGUGCCAAGCUGACCGCCAUCAACUUGGAGUCGUGCUCACAGAUAUCCGACAGUAGCCUUAAGGCACUCUCCGAUGGGUGUCCGAAUUUGACCGAAAUCAAUGUGUCCUGGUGCAAUCUAAUCACGGAGAAUGGGGUGGAGGCACUCGCCAGGGGAUGCAAUAAGAUUAAAAAGUUUAGCUGUAAAGGAUGCAAGCAGGUGAACGAUAGGGCUGUUAUCUCGCUCGCCAUAUAUUGUCCAGGCAUCGAAGUUUUAAAUCUACAUAGUUGUGAUAGCAUAACGGAUGCAUCGAUAUCGAAGAUCGCGGAAAAGUGUUGUAAUUUAAAGCAGCUGUGCGUGUCCAAAUGUACCGAGCUUACCGAUCAGUCACUCACUGCCCUAGCGAUGAAUAAUCAGUAUCUCAACACGCUCGAGGUGGCCGGCUGCGCACAAUUCACUGACAGUGGCUUCAUCGCUCUGGCCAAGAACUGUAAAUACCUGGAGCGAAUGGAUCUGGAAGAGUGUAGUCUGAUUACCGAUGCGACAUUGCAGAACCUCGCAUUGGGGUGUCCUAGUCUUGAGAAAUUGACUUUAUCACACUGCGAACUAAUAACGGACGAAGGUAUCCGACAGCUGGCCGGUGGUGGUUGUGCGGCCGAAAGUCUUUCCGUCCUAGAGCUAGACAACUGUCCACUGAUCACGGACGCUACGUUAGAACAUCUUAUAACCUGUCACAAUCUACAGCGGAUAGAGCUGUACGACUGCCAACUCAUAUCGCGGAACGCGAUCCGUCGUUUAAGGAAUCACCUUCCAAACAUAAAAGUACACGCGUACUUUGCACCGGUCACACCUCCGCCAACAAUAAACGGUCCGCGCCCGAGGUACUGCCGCUGUUGCGAAAUUCUCUGAGAUCAGGCGAUUGGCUUAGCCAGAAAAGUGCUCUGCAGGAGUAGAGACGACUGAUAUUUAUAUUUGUAACCGUAACAUACAUAUACCGCCUCGUCGUACGUACGUCUGACUACACAACUAUACCACCAUGCCCACAACACCAACCUCCAAUGCUUCGAGACAGGAGAAAUUGCGCCGGAUCAUUUCUCAGCUCGAACCGAAUAAGAAUGUUUCUUCGCAUCAUUCAUGCCUUCAUGCGGGUUUUGGGGCAUCACACUGUUUGUUUAUUGGCGGUUGAUUUACUAGCCUCUAAUGUAGCUGGCUUUGCAGGCCUGGACUGAAAAAAAAACUACGCAAAAUAGUAGUUGCAACUCUUUGAACGCUGAGUGCGAGAAGGACGGUUGGUUGGUGAUAUGGUGGUGCACGGCCUAGGGCACGAAUUUUAUGAUGUGGCUUGCACUGUUGCUGGUGCGAUAAGUAUUUUAUUGCUAAUCGAAAACUUAUCCAAUCGUUUGGCCGACAAUAGCUUAAUGAAUGUUUCUCGUAUAUUAGUAGCCCUGUAGGUGUGUAAGCAUUUUCCCCUUACAUUGAUUGGCGAUUGAGAGGACACAAACGGACAGAAGACAACAACAAAACAAAUAUAGUAAACCAAAAUCAACAACACACGUUUAAUAACGUACGUACAUUUGCAACACAACCAACUCAGAAUAUCACACCAAAUAGUAAUGCAGCUUGUUGUACGGUGAAAAGCCAGAGCGAUGAAGAUUGUUUAACAAGCCUCCGGCGAGUGGAAAGUAAUGCAUAUACCAAAUACCAAAAAAGAAACAAGAGAUUGGAUCGAUAAAUCGUGCAAUGUACGACGACGAAAAACAGCUAUCACAUGUGUUCAAAGCAUAAUUAGAGAGUGGCCAGUGUUUGGAGUGGUAAAACAACUAUCCUUAACAUAUUAGAGCUAACGAACUUCGACGAAUGAACUAAAGAGAACAAACAAAACAAUAGGAAAAUCAACCAUCACGUUCAUAUGUACAUGAAUCAUUUUGAAGCAGCAGUAAAAGGUAUGCAAGUAUACUUUCUUCUGAAAACAGAACCGAAAAAACAACCCAAUAUCCCAGUGCUAGUUUGCGAAUACUUAAACAAUACGACAAAAACCUCACUACCACACGCCAGUAGAGGAUACAUCUACAUGCCACGAAAAAUAAAAACCCACACACACAUUUUAACAUAUUAAGCAUUAUCUAUUAGCCACAAUACUUUACAAUAAAAUGUGUGCAUGAGUGUAAAAACUUACAGAAAAAAUAAAACAAAAAAAAAAGCCAUUAACGUAGGUAAAACGAAAAGGAUAAAACAUAUAAGAACAAAUGAGAUGAAAACCGCGCACUCAGAAUGUUCACAGUGAGGUGCAAAAAAAACACACACAACACAUCGCUAUUGUGCGAAUGAAUCGUGUCAUCUGGGGGGUGUUUUUUUUCGUCAGAGCACUAUGUAGUAACUACUACUGU